This is a messenger RNA of Oenanthe melanoleuca, 754 nucleotides long. It is a transcript of the gene HS1BP3, whose product is annotated as HCLS1 binding protein 3. The record is from RefSeq and is a predicted model, not a curated record. The coding region runs from base 107 to 754 and encodes 215 amino acids. The transcript is spliced from 5 exons. Lineage: Eukaryota; Metazoa; Chordata; Aves; Passeriformes; Muscicapidae. Gene Ontology annotation, molecular function: phosphatidylinositol binding.
CUCCCCGGCUCGUUUCGCCGGAGCCGCCGGCGGCUGACAUCCGGCGGGGCGGCCGGUCCGGCCCCGGGAAGGGAAGGGAAGGGAGGCGGGAUCUCCUCCCGCGGCCAUGGAGCAGCGCGGAGCGGCGCCCGCCGUGCUGGUCACCAGCAGGCAAAUUCAGAAUACGCACACGGGGCUGGAUUUGUCGGUGCCGGAAUACCAGGAAAUCCAUGGGAAGAUGAUGUCUGGCCAUGUCGAGUAUCACAUUGUCGUUGUUACCCGACUGGCUGUCUUCAAAUCAGCAAAGCACAAGCCUGAAGAUGUGGUUCAGUUUAUGGUUUCCAAGAAGUACAGUGAGAUUGAAGAGCUCUACCAGAGACUGACAGCACGAUAUCCACAGGUUUCUCUUCCACUCCUGCCUAGAAAAGUUCUCUUCGUGGGGGAAUCUGACAUUUCUGAACGAAGAGCUAUGUUCAAUGAUAUAAUGAAAUUCAUCUCCAAAGAUGAGGAUCUAGCAACGAGUCCUGAGUUAUUGGAAUUUUUAGGAACAAAAUCUUCCAAUGCUGUUGACUUCAAGGGUAAAAAUGUGCCUGAUGACAGGGAGAAAGAAGAUGAAGAAAAUGAGGCAUUGGAUUUUUUUAAAGAGGAGAAGACACCUGACUUAAUCUCACAGCUUUUAUCAGUGGAAAAUGUCAAAAAAGUGGAGGAAAAAGAAGGAGAUGAGGAGGAGGAGGAAAUUUUAGACCCUCUUGGGAUAAUCAGGUGUCACAUCUGA